AUGGGCGAUGAAUUUGGAGAUUCCUCCUUUCUAGAUGACUUUGAUGUUGAUGCAAUUGUUGCCGCGCAAAGUCAGCCGCCGCCUUUUGCGGCUUCCGCUAUUCCAGAAGCCGCCAUCAGCAGCAGCAAGGCACGUCAAGUGUCCCCCAACCAGCCUGUCACCAAGACGCCCUUUUCCUUUUCAUCAACAUCCUCGCCAACAACAACAACAAUGCCAAGCAGUAACUUCAAACGAGUCAAGUCGUCUGAUACCGCCAAUAAUUCAACUCAACGAGUGACGGACCAAGCCAUGAAGGAUGCCUUGGUCCAAUACUUUGGAUUUGACCGCUUUCGACCCGGUCAAAUGGAAGUCUUGAAAGCAUUGCUGCAAGACCAAAAAGACGUGGCGGUCUUUUGGGCUACGGGAAAUGGAAAAUCGCUCUGCUAUCAAUUGCCCGCCCUGAUUACGGGCAAGAUUUCCAUUGUGGUGUCGCCCUUGAUUAGUUUGAUGCAAGAUCAAGUGCGCAAAUUGAAUCAUUCCGUGGCCGUUGCUGUUGAUGGUGGUGGCGCUAACAACAAAAAGAUUGCCACCUAUCUAGGAAGUGCACAAAAGGAUCCUUAUGAAGAACAACGUGCCCUCCAAGGGGACUAUCUGUUUGUUUACCUAACUCCCGAAAAGUUGCUCUCCAGCAGCUUUUUGGAUUCGUUGCAAAACAAUUUGGUAUCCAAACACAAAAUUGGACUGUUUGCCUUUGACGAAGCCCACUGCGUCAGUCAAUGGGGACACGACUUUCGACCCGAAUAUCGUCAGGCCGGAAUGGCCUUGCGUCAAACCAUCCGGCAAAACAUUCCAGUCAUUGCCUUGACGGCCACGGCGGUGCCGUCCAUUCAACACGACAUUCUGGAUUCCCUCCAGCUCAACCAACCGCUGGUGGAACAACAAUCGUUGGAUCGUUCCAAUUUGCAAAUUGGUAUCCAUGUCAAGGCGUCCAGCGAAGCCUCCAAAAGUGCCAUGGAAGAAUUGAUUCAAGUGUUGAUUCAGAAUUCGUCCUCGUCCUCGUCCACUCGAUCCGCACCGGCAGCCUCAUUGUCUCUGUCUACCAUUGUCUAUGCACCAACCAAGGCCUUGGUGGAAGAAUUGGCCUCCUAUCUGGCACAACGAUUGGCCACCACCACGUUGGCAACCAGCAAGAAGUUUGCUGGCAAUAGCACUACGUCUCUGGCCAGACCAUAUCACGGAGGCAUGGAUACUAGUAUCCGCCAACAGAUUCACGAAGAUUUUUUGACGGGCCAAUUGCCCGUGGUGGUGGCCACUACCGCCUUUGGCAUGGGAAUUGACAAGCCGGACAUUCGGCAGGUCAUACACUUUGGACCGCCCAAAAAUGUGGAAGAGUACUACCAGCAGAUUGGACGAGCGGGACGGGAUGGAAAACCGUCCAAAGUCAAAAUGUACUAUUCGCCGGCGGAUUUUGACAAGUAUCUGGGCGACUUUUACAUCGGAAAGUUGCAAGGAAAAGCCAAAAUCAAUGCCGUUGCUUCCACCAACGCACUCAAGAAGUUCUGCCUCGAUUCUCAGACUUGCCGUCGCAAGGGUCUCUUGGACUUUUUCCAAGAAAAGGCACCCUUUGGAGAACGAUGUGGUACCUGUGAUACCUGUCUGGCCCAAACGGCCUACGGAAGCGAUGCCACUCGUGACUUUGGUAAACUCGCCCGAUUCAUCCUAUGUGGGAUCACGUGCUUGAAGCAGCCAGCCAUGACGACUCUGCUCUCUGUGCUGAACGCAAAAACGGUCGAAGACUAUCGGUACAGUCGAAAGGUGGAUGGCAACCAUUUCAAACAAGUCCGCGAAUCUAUUGUUUCCGAGAUGAAGAUCAAGAUCAACGAUGAUCUCCUCAAGGAAGUACUCCUUAGCCUUGUUUCCUCCAACCAUGUCCAGACGGGUAUCAAAAAAUAUUCGGCAGGAGGGUUUGAUCGUUCGUCAACUUUUUACACUCUCAGUGCAAAAGGAAACAAAGCACUAGUGGCGACGACAGAAUCCAUCUUGUUGCCCGUUCCCAAAAUCAUUCGUCAACAGGAAGAGCGCCAAGCCAAGAAACGCCAAGAACUCCAAGAGAAACUGGCUAAAAAGGGUAUGCACGUCCCACAAGACGAAUUGGAAGACGUGGAUGGGCCAACUGUCCGAGCCUACAGCACUUGGUUCAAUUCGUUGGAGCGAAAGGAAGCACAGGGACAAGACGUUGCUAUUUACGACGAAUUGUUGCAACUGAUUGAAAGCUGGAGAUCUCACACGGCCAUUCAACAACGCAUGGCUCCGGCGGCGGUCAUGGCGGAGCAUCUAAUGUUCUCGGUUGCCUACAUGACCUCGAGCUUGCUUCCAGGAUGUCAAGUGGAAGUGCCUGCUCUUGUGGCAGUCGGAGUGCGAUCGAGUACGGUUCACGAACUGGCGGAUAUCCUGAACGACUGGGUGAGACGGAACAAGCCACACACACAGUCAACGUCUUCCGGUGCCGACCUUAUUGACUUGCCAAUGGUUCCUCCUGUUGGUCUUGUCAAGAUGCCCAAAUGGAAGUUUGCCGUCUACAAGGCAGCAAAAAAAACGGGGGAACCGGCAUGGAUGUCAUCCUAUGUGCGCUUUAUGAAAGACGGGGAAACCACUCAAGAAAUCGCCAUGACAAAGCGCAACCGACCAAUUCAAGCUGUCACUGUGGUGGGUCACUUGCAAGAUGCCAUCCAACUUGGAUAUCCCAUGGACUUGGAACGCCUGCUACCAAAUAGCAAUGCGCCAACCAAACAACAGUGGGACCGUUUGGAAGAAUCGAUUGCCAGCCGGGGGUUGAGCGUAGUUGGGAAUCCAGAGACUUCCGGGGUCGAUGGGGCCAAAUUCUUGAUGACGGAUUGUCUUCGAGGUAUUGUGGGGGAUGAGCUUUGCGAUAAGACAUUCAAGGAUCGUAGUCCCGAAGAAGCGGAACAGAUUCGUUUCUGGAUGAACCAUUUGAAAUGGUACAUGUGCUUGAAACGCGUUGGCUUUGUCCCAUCGUUUGGGAAUACUUCCGGCGGCAUCCAAUUGGCUCCCGAUGCCUCCGAAUACACCGUGCCGACUACCAUGGAUGAUGACAAAGCAAUGACUGAGAAGAUUGGUACAAACAAGUGGGUCCUGCCAGUAAAUUCGACGUAG
Molecule: messenger RNA, 3153 nt
Organism: Cylindrotheca closterium
Lineage: Eukaryota; Bacillariophyta; Bacillariophyceae; Bacillariales; Bacillariaceae
Source: the annotation of a GenBank genome assembly